Messenger RNA from Rattus rattus (black rat), 1005 nucleotides. Its product is annotated as patr class I histocompatibility antigen, A-126 alpha chain-like. The transcript is spliced from 5 exons. The record is from RefSeq and is a predicted model, not a curated record. Gene Ontology annotation, cellular component: external side of plasma membrane. Gene Ontology annotation, biological process: immune response; antigen processing and presentation of endogenous peptide antigen via MHC class Ib; antigen processing and presentation of endogenous peptide antigen via MHC class I via ER pathway, TAP-independent. The coding region runs from base 1 to 1005 and encodes 334 amino acids. Lineage: Eukaryota; Metazoa; Chordata; Mammalia; Rodentia; Muridae. Gene Ontology annotation, molecular function: peptide antigen binding; signaling receptor binding.
AUGAGGAAUCUUAUACCAAGCACCCUCCUUCUCCUCCUCCUCCUACUGUUGGGGACCUUGGACCGGACCGGGUAUUGUGCAGGUUCACACUGGCUACAGACUUUCAACACUGUGAUUUUGGAGCCUGGAAUGACAGAGCCCCGGUUGAUCCAGGUCAGCUAUGUAGACUCCAUCCAGUUUCAGGGAUUCGACAGCGAAGCUCCCAAUGCGAGUAUGCAACCUCGGGCUGCUUGGAUAGAGCAGGAGCCACCUGAAUAUUGGGAGAAGGAGACAACACAAGUCGUGAGCCUGACACUGUCAAAAGGACGGAUUCUUAGGUAUAUAGCGAAUGAAAAUCGACACAGUAAGAAUGAUUAUCGCACCCUGCAGGAAGUUUUUGGCUGCAACUUGGCAAAUGAUGGGACCUUCCUCCGAGGUGAUUACCGGCUCACCUAUUAUGACUACGAUUACGUCACUCUGAAUGAGGACAUGAUCUCUUGGAGUGCAGAAGGCGAUACAGCUAAAAGUUUGUUAAGCAUGUGGGAAACUGGAGGAGUGGGAGAAAGCUGGAUGACUUACCUGAGAGGAACGUGCUCAGAAAGGCUUCUUAGAUUCCUGGAACUUGGAAAGAAGACUUUGCUGCGCUCUGAUGCCCCCAAAACACAUCUGACCCACCAAGUAAGACCUGAUGGCAAUGUCACCCUGAGGUGCUGGGCCCUGGGCUUCUACCCAGCUGACAUCACCCUGACCUGGCAGACUGAAGGGAUCAACCACACCCAGGACAUGGAGCUCCCAGACACCAGGCCUGCAGGGGAUGGAACCUUCCAGAAAUGGGCGGCAGUGAUAGUUCCUUCUGGAGAGGAGCAGAGAUACACGUGUCAUGUGCACCAUGAAGGGCUCCCUGAGCCUCUCACUCUGAAGUGGGAGCCUUCAACAACCAUCCCCAUCAUGGCAAUUCUCAUCGGCCUGAUUCUUGGGACUUUGGUGAUAGGAACUGUGGUGUAUCUUGUGGUACGGAAGAAAUAA